Canariomyces notabilis is the source of this 1046-nucleotide messenger RNA. RefSeq lists its product as uncharacterized. The coding region runs from base 1 to 648 and encodes 215 amino acids. NCBI's taxonomy places the organism in Eukaryota, Fungi, Ascomycota, Sordariomycetes, Sordariales, Chaetomiaceae. The transcript has 4 exons. The record is from RefSeq and is a predicted model, not a curated record.
AUGGCCAGCUUUGCUCAUGAUGCACUUGUCCGGUCAAUUACUGCCUAUGUAAGGGACUACAUGAAAGCCUAUGAUGCCUCACACAGCUGGGACCAUAUUGAGCGCGUGGUGAACAUGGCACACCGUAUCUACGAUGAGUCGGACGACACAUUCAGGUCGACGCUUGACCUACGCACAAUUCACCUCGCUGCUCUGCUGCACGACGUGGGCGACCGCAAGUAUCUCCUCCCGGGGCAGGACCCGUCUACCCUGAUCCAGUCGGUCCUCCUGUCCCAAGACUGCCCGGCCAAGCUCGCCGAGGACAUCCAGAAGAUCUGCUCCGGGGUCAGCUACACGAGCGAAACCCGCGACCCGGCCAAGGUGGCCUCCCUCAUCGAGGAAUUCGCCGAGCUGGCCGUCGUCCAGGACGCCGACAGGCUGGACGCGAUCGGCGCGGUGGGCAUCGGCCGCAUGUUCACGUUUGGCGGCGCCAAGACGGACCGCAGCAUGGGCGAGACCAUGAUGCAUGUCGACGACAAGCUGCUGAAGCUGGAGGGCAUGAUGAAGACCCGCGUGGGGAAGGAGGUGGCUAAGCGCCGGGCGGAGCGGUUGAGGCUUUUCAAGAUGUGGUGGCACGAGGAGUCCGGGCCAGCGGGGUUAAGGGGAUAAAACAGAGCCGCGGUUAAUUAUUUAUUGGCAUGGCGUUGCGGAGGGUCCUGCGGUUUUAAAGCAGGGCUGGGUUUGAAGCUGAGUUAGAGAGAGGCCGGGGGUGGAUGAAGCGGUUGUGUUAUGAGGGUGGAAUGGCCACGGUUGUAAGGAGAAGACUAAAGACUCGAGAGUAUGACGCGGGCCGGCGACUAAGAGAGACGGCGCUCAGGAACUAAAAUGGGGGAUCUGAUAUUCUGCCUGAGGGCACGUACAGAUUAGCUGCGAUUUCCCCAAGGUUGCCCCAUUUCACCCUCAUGCCCCAUUGCGAGACCCUAUCUACUUUGUAUUGACGGAAUGGAGUCGUUACUCCUAUCGAUUGUGUUGAGACCAAAUGCUUGGCACCGUUAGGCGCUGGUAGC